AUGGAGAGUUGGUUGUGCGAUUUCUGUUUGGACGAGGAGGGGAAAAGACUAGUCGUCCGGAAGAACCAAAUCGCCGUCGACCCAUUGGGCCAGCUCCGGCGUCCGUGCCAGGUUGCCCCCCAAGCCGCAGCCGGCGCUUCUGCGCAGGCACGGGAGCCCGCUCCAGGCCCAGCUCCCCCGGCCGUCCACCGUGACGCCUACUCCCGCACCCCGCGACACCAUGACCCGCGCGCCCACGCUACCGUGAUGUGGUUUGCAUCGCACUCGGCGCAGCACUCGCCCGCGCCCUCGCCCUCGCCCGCCCGCUCGUACUCGCCUGCCCCUAACCGCCGCCCAUACCUGGCCCCGCCCCCCCAGCGCCCCGGCGUCAACCCGCGCUCGUCGUCAUUGUCGCUGCUGUCGCCCACCUCGUCGACUUCGAGCCUGCCUGCUCAGGCCCGUCUCCCCAAUGGCUCCGGCCUGCGCGUUCAGAUCAACAGUUCGCCUCCCGCCGACGUUCCAGACCCGCAGAAGGUGCUCGAGGACAUCCUAGGCGGCCCACCCAAAAGACAGAACCCCGAGCAGAGCGACGAGUCGGCUCGAGCUGCCGUCGAACGCCCACCGGACAUCGCCGAGGAUGUAGAUUUUGGCGGUUUGAGUCUGGCUGCGUUUGUGACCGCAGAAUGCGAAUCGCCGCGGCGACCUGCUGAUUUGCAGGCCCACAGCGCCGAAUCGGUCGAAGAAUAUGCUCAGGCUAGUGACAAACUUGAGGACUUACACCGCUCCGUGACGGCCUGUGAUGAUGUGCUCAAGUCUGUCGAAACGUACCUUACAGGUUUCCAGGCGGAUCUGGGGGCCGUGUCCGCGGAGAUUGAAACGUUGCAAAACCGCUCGCUCAGCCUCACCACGAAAUUGGAAAACCGGAAAGUGGUGGAAAAGCUAUUGGGUCCUGCGGUGGAAGAGAACAGCAUAUCUCCCGCCGUUGUGCGUCGCAUAGUGGAAGGGCCGGUAGAUGAGGGAUUCUCAAAGGCUCUGCAGGAGCUCGAAAAACGAUCAAAGGCUGUCAAUGCAAAGUCAAACGACGACAGCAAGGUCAAGGCUCUCAACGACCUGAAACCGCUUCUUGUGGACCUGACGAACAAGGCUGUUGAGCGCGUCCGCGACUACAUAGUUGCGCAGAUCAAAGCGCUUAGAUCGCCGAGCAUCAACGCCCAAGUCAUCCAGCAGCAAGGCUUCCUCAAAUUCAAGGACCUCUACGCCUUUCUGUCUCGUCAUCAGAAGAAGCUCGCCGACGAGCUCUGCCAGGCAUAUGUUAACACGAUGCGUUGGUACUAUCUCAACCAUUUCACGCGCUACCACCAGGCUCUUCAGAAACUCAAAUUACAUGUAAUCGAUCAGCACGAUGCCAUGGGCUCAGAAAGCCAAAGGCGCGGUGCUAUGCUGAGCAAUGCGAAAGUGCCUGCAGCGCCGCAUGAUGCCUUCUCUAUUGGCAGACGGCUGGAUCUGCUGAGAGGGUCCAAUCACAACGCCCUAACUCUGCACGUCCUCGAGGAAGACAAGGCAACGCAUUAUUUGGAGUUGUCCUUCCAUACCUUCAAUCUCGCCAUUGUUGAUAACGCAGCGUUUGAGUAUACGUUCCUAACAUCCUACUUCUCUUCAUCUCAAUCCUAUCAUGCCAUUGGCCGCACAUUCUCACAAAUCUUUGAGCCGACUUUCGCUCUUGGCCAGGCUCUUACAAAGUCACUCAUCGACACAACCAUGGAUGCACUUGGCAUACUACUAUGCGUGCGUCUCAACCAACACUUUGCUUUUGAGAUGCAACGUCGCAAGGUCCCAGCCGCUGAAAGCUACAUCAAUGGGACCAACAUGCUACUUUGGCCGCGCUUUCAGCAGAUUAUGGACACUCAUUGCAAGUCUAUACAAGCACUGACAGCUUCGUUGCCGGGUCGCCCGGCAGCAUCUACUAGCAUACUGGCGUCAUCGUCUACAGCAGCCUCAGAAGCUCAAAGCACGGCGCCGGUCGCCUUGACUCAACGCUUUGCCAACUUCCUCCACGGCGUUCUGACAUUGAGCUCUGAGGCUGCGGACGAUGAACCUGUUUCGAAUAGCUUGUGGCGCUUGCGCAUUGAAUUUGAGGCGUACCUGCAGAAGCGGAGCAAGGGCAUUGCGGAACAGCGGAAGAAAGACCGCUUUCUGUUCAACAAUUACAGCCUUGUUGGGACAAUCUUGGAAGGGGCUACUGGAAGGUUAGCGGAGGAGAUGCGGUCACAUUUUGUGCAGCUCCGGGAUCAGCACCAGGAUGGCGCUUGA
This is a messenger RNA of Diplodia corticola, 2289 nucleotides long. Its product is annotated as vps52 sac2 family protein. Gene Ontology annotation, molecular function: syntaxin binding. NCBI's taxonomy places the organism in Eukaryota, Fungi, Ascomycota, Dothideomycetes, Botryosphaeriales, Botryosphaeriaceae. Gene Ontology annotation, cellular component: GARP complex. The transcript has 4 exons. The record is from RefSeq and is a predicted model, not a curated record. Bases 1 to 2289 code for a protein of 762 amino acids. Gene Ontology annotation, biological process: retrograde transport, endosome to Golgi; endocytic recycling; Golgi to vacuole transport.